Messenger RNA from Dentiscutata heterogama, 488 nucleotides. Lineage: Eukaryota; Fungi; Glomeromycota; Glomeromycetes; Diversisporales; Gigasporaceae. The record is from the annotation of a GenBank genome assembly.
AAUAGGUGAUGAAAAGGAAAAGUAUAAGGCAUUCUAUUCGCACCAUAACCCAACUAAAAAUGAAAACUUCAGGGAUACUAGCUCAGAUGAAAAGAAUGAUUAUAAGUCGUCGAAUGCGGAUGAAGUUGAUAAAUCACUCGCCGAUUCGAAUAAGCUGGUGAAUACUGAAUCAGGUGAUCCAAUAGGGCUUGAAUGGUAUUUACACGUAAAUGGAGGUAUGAACGAUAAUAUUGAUGAUGAUGUCGAUUGUAUUAAGAUUAUGAAGUGUACGGUGGUUGAGAAUGAAGAAGAAAUGAGUCAAAGAAGGGAGAUAGUUAGUAGAACAAAUGAAGAUAUGAACAAUACGAAUAGAGGUGCGGUAGUGAUAAAUAGUGAUAAAAAGAGGAUCGAUGUAAAUAAUAGAAAUAGUGUAAUUAUUUGUUCGACAAGUAGUGAUAAAGCAUGUCAAAAGAUUAAUGUAAAACUUGAAGUCCCACCAGAACCGGAUG